UGGAGCAGAACUGGGCAACGCUACAGGGGGGUGAGAUGACUAUCCAGACGACGCAGGCAUCAGAGGCCACGCAGGCGGUGGCAUCAUUAGCAGAAGCAGCGGUGGCAGCAUCUCAGGAGAUGCAACAAGGAGCCACUGUUACCAUGGCACUCAACAGUGAAGCAGCUGCUCAUGCAGUAGCCACGCUUGCUGAAGCCACUCUUCAAGGUGGAGGACAAAUUGUGCUAUCUGGCGAAACUGCAGCAGCAGUAGGAGCACUUACUGGAGUCCAAGAUGCCAAUGGCUUCCUAGCAGCAGACUAUUCAGGUUACAAGUGGAGCCUAGCAGAGAGUUCAUCAGGUCUUGUCCAGAUCCCCGUCAGCAUGUACCAGACCGUGGUGACCAGCCUGGCCCAAGGCAACGGCCCCGUUCAGGUGGCAAUGGCACCCGUUACCACGAGGAUAGCCGACAAUACCGUCACCAUGGACGGGCAGGCAGUGGAAGUGGUGACCUUGGAACAGUGACGAUGCCCAGAGCAGGAUCGUGGUGAUUUUCCUCGUCUCUUACGCGAAUAAUUUUUUUACGCCUCUCCAGAGAUGCAAUCAGGUGGCAUUGAGUCUCCCAGCUUUGGAAGCAAAGGUUUUGUUAACCUUUUUUUUUUU
Molecule: messenger RNA, 641 nt
Organism: Haliaeetus leucocephalus (bald eagle)
Lineage: Eukaryota; Metazoa; Chordata; Aves; Accipitriformes; Accipitridae
Product: nuclear respiratory factor 1
Exons: 4
Coding region: 36-503 (155 amino acids)
Biological process (GO): regulation of transcription by RNA polymerase II
Cellular component (GO): nucleus
Molecular function (GO): RNA polymerase II cis-regulatory region sequence-specific DNA binding; DNA-binding transcription factor activity, RNA polymerase II-specific
Source: RefSeq, a predicted model, not a curated record